CAUGGUGUUAAUAUAUCGAUUCGGGCGCAGGAGUCGCACGCUUCGCGAAGAGCGUACGCUGAGUAGGGGGUGGAGAGUAGCGAACGGAGAGAGAGAGAGAGAGAGAGAGAGAGAGAGAGAGAGAGAUGGAGACGACGACGCUACGCCGUGCGAAGACCCCCGCUCCGCUGCUGCUUCUGCUUCUGUGGGCUUGGGCUAGGGUUUCAUCGACCUUCGUUUCCGCCUCCAUCGAUUUCUCCAGAGAUGGCACCGUUAUCGAGCUAAACGAGUCCAGCUUCGACGCCGCGAUCGCCGCUUUCGAUUUCCUCUUCGUCGAUUUCUAUGCUCCCUGGUGUGGCCAUUGCAAGCACCUCUCUCCCGAGUUGGAUGCUGCUGCUCCUGUGUUAGCAGCGCUGAAAGAUCCUAUUUAUGUAGCCAAGAUAAAUGCGGACAAGUGUAGGAAGCUUGCUUCCAAAUAUGAAGUCGAUGGAUUUCCUACAUUGAAGCUCUUUAUUCAUGGAGUCCCUGUUGAUUAUUACGGUCCAAGAAAAGCUGAUUUGCUCGUUCGCUCUCUUAAGAAGCUUGCCGCGCCCGAUGUUUCUCUGCUCGAAUCAGAUUCUUCGAUAUACAACUUUGUUGAAACAGCUGGUACAGAUUUUCCUAUUUUUUUGGGCUUUGGGUUGGCCGAAUCAGUGAUUGCUGAGUUUGCCAGUAAAUUCAAGAAAAAGGCAUGGUUUGCUGUAGCAAAAGAUUUCUCGGAGGAAAUGAUGGCUGUGCAUCAUUUUGAUAAAGUCCCAGCACUGGUAUCUUUUCAUCCUAAAUAUAAUGAUCAAAGCGUGUUCUAUGGCCCUUUUGAAGGGAAGUUCUUGGAAGAAUUUAUACAGCAAAAUCAGCUACCUCUUGCUGUGCCCAUUAAUUCCGAGACAAUUAAGUCGCUGACUGACGACGAGAGAAAAAUUGUACUUGCAAUUGUGGAGGAUGAGUUGGAUGAGAAAUCAAUGAAGUUAGCCAAAACUUUGAGGACUGCCGCUGCUGCAAAUCGUGAUCUAGUAUUUGGGUAUGUCGGAAUCAAGCAAUGGGAAGAGUUUGUUGAUACAUUUGAUUCCUCCAAGAGCUCAAAACUACCAAAGAUGCUUGUGUGGGAUCGAAAUGAAGAAUAUCACCUGGUUGUAGGUUCAGAGAGCCUCGACGAGGAGGAUCAAGCAUCGCAGAUAAGCCGUUUCCUUGAAGGAUACAGAGAAGGGAAAACAAUCAAGAAAAGAGUCAGUGGCCCUUCACUUCUUGGUUUCUUCAAGUCACUUAUCAGCAUCAGGACGGUUUACUUGGUUGUCUUUGUGGCUGCUCUUCUCAUGCUUAUGCAACAUUUGAGCAAUCGACGUGCGAAUGAUCAUCCCCAAGUAAGACAAAGUGAAGUUGAGCCUGAGCUCACGGAAAGAUCCACAUCCGAGAGCGAAAGCCGAAGAGAAGAUUAUCAACCAGGGGAUAAGGAAGAUUAAGGGACUGCAUAAUGAUUAUUAGUUGUUGAGGGUGGACUUGGUAGAUUAAUACUUGGCCUCUCAAUCUUUAGUUUUCAUGGUUAUGAGGAUCUAGCAUCAAAUUCCUGCUAACUAUUGUGAAAAUCCAUCAGUUGGCCCACCACUGUUUUUUGGAACACAAGUAUUUUUCUGUAUAUCUUUGGACAUUUUGUUUUUUUAAAGAAAUGCAAUGUUUCACGUUUAUUUAAGCAGUUUAUUA
Messenger RNA from Ananas comosus (pineapple), 1713 nucleotides. Its product is annotated as protein disulfide isomerase-like 5-2. NCBI's taxonomy places the organism in Eukaryota, Viridiplantae, Streptophyta, Magnoliopsida, Poales, Bromeliaceae. Gene Ontology annotation, cellular component: endoplasmic reticulum. The coding region runs from base 126 to 1475 and encodes 449 amino acids. The record is from RefSeq and is a predicted model, not a curated record. The transcript has 5 exons. Gene Ontology annotation, biological process: response to endoplasmic reticulum stress; protein folding. Gene Ontology annotation, molecular function: protein disulfide isomerase activity.